AAGAUCAAAGUGAACCGUGUGUGUUUCAGUAAAAAUUGUCCGAAGUAUUCGACACCUGCUUCGAAUCGAAGUUCUGUUAUCAGUGACAACAUCACAGGAAACCAUUUUCUCCAAAAUGCCAUCGCCACAGGUCCUCCAGCCGGUACUUAAAAAGAAGGUGGAUGAGCUUUUUCUGAUCUGGCUGAGUGAUCCAGUUACUCAGUCGGUACUCAAAGACCAUCUCGACCUUAUCAAAAGUGGACAUAACAUAGGUUUGAAAAGUCUGGGUGCUGUUAACAAAAGUUCUUUCAACGAGAACAACAAUGUUGGAUCCCAAAGGAACCUGGCAGAGACGAAGCCUGCACCAAUCUGUACGCCAAGCCUUCCAUCUGCCCAAAUGCUGCCUUCAGGUAGUGGCAGUACGGCCAAAAUGACAGGACCCCAUGGCAGAGCACUACACAGGUCUGUCAGCACAAAGAAGGUCCAGCUGAAGACAGAGAAGCCCGUCACCACAGCGCUCAGCGAAAGCAUUCCAAAGUUCUACUUCCCACAGGGCCGGCCUCAAGCCAACCUCAACAUUGACAGCCUCAUUUCCAAAAUUGAGAAAAUAUUUUCCCAAUUCCCAAAUGAAAGGGCCACCUUUGAGGACAUGGGCCAGGUUGCCAAGGCCUGCGACUGUCCUCUCUACUGGAAGGCACAUUGUUCUGCCUCGGCUGGAGGCGACAGGACAGGCUUCGUGUCUGUUCACAAGUUUGUGGCUAUGUGGAGAAAGACUCUGCAGACCUGUCACGAUGAAGCUUCCAAAUUUGUGCACCUCUUGGCCAAGCCUGGCUGCAAUUACCUGGAACAAGAUGACUUUAUUCCAUUCCUGCAGGAUGUGGUGAACUGUCACACAGGUCUGGCCUUUCUGAAGGAAGCACCAGACUUUCACUCUCGCUACAUCACCACGGUGAUUCAGAGGAUAUUUUACACUGUGAACCGCUCGUGGACCGGCAGAAUUACCUGUUCUGAGCUCAGGAAAAGUCACUUUCUUCAGAACGUGGCCUUGCUGGAGCAGGAAGAAGACGUGAACCAGCUGACAGAGUUCUUUUCUUAUGAGCAUUUCUACGUUAUCUACUGCAAGUUCUGGGAGUUGGACACCGACCAUGACCUCUACAUAAGCCAACAGGACCUGGCACGGCACAGCGACCAAGCCAUCUCCCAUAAAAUGAUUGAGAGAAUCUUCUCAGGGACAGUAACGAGGGACACACGUGUGUAUAAGGAGGGGCGACUGAGUUACGCCGAUUUUGUGUGGUUCCUCAUUUCCGAGGAGGACAAGAAGACGGACACCAGUAUCGAAUACUGGUUCCGCUGCAUGGACCUGGACGGGGACGGGGUGCUCAGUAUGUAUGAGCUGGAGUACUUCUACGAGGAACAGUGUCAGAAGCUGGAGACCAUGGCCAUCGAGCCGCUGCCUUUCGAGGACUGCCUCUGCCAAAUGCUUGACCUGGUCAAGCCAGAGGUCGAAGGUAAAAUCACUCUGCGGGACCUUAAGAGGUGCAAGUUGUCCCACGUCUUCUUUGACACGUUCUUCAACAUCAUCAAAUAUUUGAUUCACGAGCAGAAAGACCCGUUCUCGAUGGUCAAGGAGCUGGAGGCAGACGGGCAGGAAGUGUCUGACUGGGAAAAAUAUGCUGCCGAAGAGUACGACAUCCUGGUGGCUGAAGAGGCCGCCAACGAGCACUGUGAUGACGUGUUCGAUAAUCCUCUGAGUCCAUUAGGGCAGCACGUCUCCAGUGAGCUGGGUCUGACCAAGAGGACCCUCUUCGAGAUCCCCAGUCCGCACUGCAACAUGGACCUGGGCGACUUCGAAUAUGAAGACUUCUUUGAAUGACCUCUGACCCUACGGCUUUUCUCACAAGCCCGCUGAGCUCUGUGAGGUGGCAGAGCUGGUGGACAGGAAGCGGCGACUUGUAGGUCCAGCUCAGUUUCCCACUUCACCAAACAGGAAGUGAAUCCAAACCAGAAGCCACGGUCGGAACACGUAAGGCAGAACGAUGCCGCGCCUGGAGUUUAAUCCUCAGAGUAGCGGCUUGCGGAUAUUCAGUGGUUCCCAAACUGCAGGGGCGGGGCUUAUAGCGAUUAAACGUGUGCACUACAAAGUCAAAAGUGAAGUGGAAAUAAAGUUGACUGAAUUGGAUUCAGUGGACCAGGAGUUUGAUGUCAUGAUUGGGAACGUGAGGAAUGACAGGAAAGAAGACAGCGCACAACGCUUUGUUUUAGCAAAGUGUAAAAAUAACUCAUGAAGGGAAACCCUCCCAAACUGAAUGGGCGGGGCUUAGAGCGAUUAAACAUACGAAAAUGUGAAGUGGAAAUAAAGUUGACUGAAUCGGAUUCAGCGGAUCAGGAGUCUGUCCAGGAGUCUGAUGUCACGAUCAGGAAUCAGGAAACUAACUCAGGAAGGGAAAAAGAAACGUGUUGUCCCCCUCCACCCCCAAAAAUACGAGUAACGGCCAAUAACCUAGACGAGUCACCUUUAGAGCACAAACAGGGAACAUGCAUUUCAUCCUGCCCAAAACUGCCUGCCCAAAAACUGGUUUUCCUACCAGGUUAAGCUUAUAUUAACUUAGUUUAACAAGUUUUUCAAACUUUACUUUCAAGGUUCUCGGUUAUAACCAUUGUUCACAUCUUCUCCAAUAUCUUAUCCAGGCUGCGUUAUUUAUCACAACUGAAAAUUUACUUUUUACUUUCUUGUUCCACCUUUUGAUUCCAAACCAUGUAAACAAUUAAAAUAAGUUACAAUACUUACGUCAAACCGAACUUGAAAUUUUCAUGUUGAUUUACAAAACAAUUGAGUUUCGGUUCAGAGCUACAAUUUCAUAUGUUUGGUUGGGAAAAAAAAAAGUUUGUGUGUUUUGCUGUGAAUUUAUCAACCAAACAAAUGCUUGAAGUUAAACUUUUUUCUUUUUGUAAUGGGAGCAUAAAAAAUGUUUGGGGACCACUGCCCUAAAAUCCUUUUCAUCCUCAGACCAAAUCUUAUUUUGUCAUAUUUGACAUCGAUCAAUGAGUUGAAGGUGCGUUUUGUUUCUUCUUCCUCAGAAUGACGUCACAUUCAUGUUUCGCGUUAAAUUUCCGCUGCAGACUUUGUGGUUCUUACAUUCCAGAGGUGGCAACUGAACGUUGGUGAGAAUGACGCCAUAAGUUGCGUCGUCUUUCUGUAAACUUUGAUCCUGCUGUACUUUGAUCUGCGUGCCAUGGAAUUUUAAAUUAUCACAAUAAUUUAUAAAAAGUUGUAAAUAUGUACAUGUGGUUGCUGUGUUGUAACUGAUUUGCACACAAAAGAAAAUGUAGAAACAUUGUUUUUCAGUGUUUGAUGUAUUUAAUUUGGAUAUAUUCUGAGAAUGAGAAUUUUAUCUUUUAAAAUAAUAAAGCCUUAACUAAUGAGU
Messenger RNA from Thalassophryne amazonica, 3404 nucleotides. It is a transcript of the gene ppp2r3b, whose product is annotated as protein phosphatase 2, regulatory subunit B'', beta. The transcript is spliced from 14 exons. The record is from RefSeq and is a predicted model, not a curated record. Gene Ontology annotation, molecular function: protein phosphatase regulator activity; calcium ion binding. Gene Ontology annotation, biological process: protein dephosphorylation. The coding region runs from base 116 to 1852 and encodes 578 amino acids. Lineage: Eukaryota; Metazoa; Chordata; Actinopteri; Batrachoidiformes; Batrachoididae. Gene Ontology annotation, cellular component: protein phosphatase type 2A complex.